Brassica napus (rape) is the source of this 546-nucleotide messenger RNA. Its product is annotated as signal recognition particle 9 kDa protein. Gene Ontology annotation, molecular function: 7S RNA binding. The record is from RefSeq and is a predicted model, not a curated record. Gene Ontology annotation, biological process: negative regulation of translational elongation; SRP-dependent cotranslational protein targeting to membrane. The transcript has 4 exons. Gene Ontology annotation, cellular component: signal recognition particle, endoplasmic reticulum targeting. Lineage: Eukaryota; Viridiplantae; Streptophyta; Magnoliopsida; Brassicales; Brassicaceae. The coding region runs from base 64 to 390 and encodes 108 amino acids.
UAUAAUAUAGAUUGUGUCUCCCAGAGAUUGCAAUCAAUUCAAUAGCCCCAACUCUGAAUCUCGAUGGUUUACAUAGUUUCAUGGGACGAAUUCGUAGAUCGAUCUGUUCAGCUUUUCAAAGCUGAUCCCGAAUCUAUGUUUGGGGUGCAGACUCGGUACGUUGUCAAGUAUAGACAUUGUGAUGGCAAGUUGGUUCUCAAGGUUACUGAUAACAAAGAGUGUCUCAAGUUCAAGACGGACCAAGCACAAGAAGCAAGGAAGAUGGAGAAACUGAAUAACAUAUUCUUCACCUUCAUGGCCAGAGGACCUGAUGUUGAUCUUUCUGAAGUGAACGGGAAAGAACAGAUGGAGACACAACCUGUGAAGAAAGGAAGAGGACGGAAGCAAUAAGUCCCAUGAUUCUGUUUUUCUUUCUUUCUUUUUGGUAUCAAGAUUUUGAUCCAUUUUUGGGGAUAUUCUGAGUUGGGGAUUGUGAUGAUAGGAUUAUUAAAUAUUGGUUCUUAUUUAACCUGACUUUGGAUCUAAAAAUACAUCUUUCAUCGAAAA